AUUGUGUGAUUUGAAUGUAUUACAUAUAAGUUGUUCACCCAUAACAGGGAAGCUCAGACUCUGCACAAAAAGUUAACUACGAAUGGAUAGCCUGAAUACCCCAUACGAAUCGUCUUCUCUGUCUCUUCCUCUUUCUGCAAAUACUAAGAUACCUGAUAGAGUCCCGAUGGUUUUGAGCAGAUUCAUGUAGAAAGUUAGAUAAUUUGGUGUUGAUUAAAAUCUCUAGCCAUCAAAAGUCGGUUCUUCUGGGGUUGAUAUAUGAAUAUAUUUCUAUCAGUAAGAUAUUGAUGGGGGCAUUCUUAAGUUCAAAUUAUUCCAGGGCUGGAACGAGUGAGCCCUUAGAGGUUUCACAAAAUGAAACAUGCAAGAGGCAGAAGUUGUCAACAUGUCUUUGUGAUGAGAAUCCAAGAUUGAUUCCCUGCCUUCCUGAUGAGGUAUCCUAUCAGAUUCUUGCUCGAGUUCCAAGGAUUAAUUACUUGAAUGCGAAGUUAGUGUCUCGAUCCUGGAAAGCUUCCAUCAUGAGUUCUGAGCUUUUCAAUAUUAGGAAAGAGCUUGGAACAACAGAGGAAUGGCUCUAUAUAUUGACUAAGAAUGAAGGAGAAAAGCCUUUGUGGUAUGCCUUGGACCCUUUGUCAAGAAGAUGGCUUAGAUUCCCUCCAAUGCCCAACGUUGCUUCUGAAGAUGAAUCCAGGAAAGGUUUAAAUGGCCUUCGAAUGUGGAAUGUGGUGGGCUCAAGCAUAAAAAUUGCUGAUGUCAUAAGGGGAUGGCUUGUCAGGAAGGAUGCAUUGGACGGUCCAUCAUGUGGGUGUGCAAUUGGUGCUGUUAACGGAUGCCUCUAUGUGUUAGGAGGAUUCUCUAGAGCUUCAGCCCUUAGAUGUGUUUGGCAGUAUAAUCCAGUUCUAAAUUCCUGGAGUGAAGUAUGUCCAAUGUUAACUGCUAGGGCCUACUGUAAGACUGGCAUCCUAAAUAAUAAGCUCUAUGUUGUCGGAGGGGUUACCAGGGGUCCUGGUGGAUUAACCCCACUUCAGUCUGCUGAAGUAUUUGAUUCUCAUACAGGUAUAUGGUCUCAAAUACCAAGCAUGCCAUUUUCAAAAGCUCAGGUUCUACCCACUGCCUUUCUGGCUGAUCUACUCAAACCCAUUGCCACGGGACUGACAUCAUAUAGGGGAAGGUUGUUUGUGCCACAAAGUUUAUAUUGCUGGCCGUUUUUUGUUGAUGUUGGAGGGGAGGUAUAUGAUCCAGAGGUAAAUUCAUGGGUCGAAAUGCCGGUGGGUAUGGGUGAGGGUUGGCCUGCAAGACAGGCAGGAAUGAAAUUAAGUGUCACUGUGGAUGGCGAGUUGUAUGCGCUUGAUCCGUCUAGUUCUCUUGAAAGUGCCAGGGUCAAGGUAUAUGAUUACCAAGAUGAUGCUUGGAAAUUUGUAGUUGGAGAGGUCCCCAUUCCUAACUUUACGGAUUCAGAAUCUCCAUAUUUACUUGCUGGUUUACUAGGAAAGCUUCAUGUGAUUACUAAAGAUGCCAACAACAAUAUAUUGGUCCUGCAGACUGAUGUCCGAAACCAUUGUACCUCUCUAUCACCAGCUUCUUCCGACAUGCAUGCUGAGUCUGCAGAGUCUGCAGCUGGAUUAGACAUGGAUAUUUGGAGGGUUGUUGCCACAAGGACAGCUCGAUGUUUUGAACUAGUAAGUUGUCAGACCCUUAGUAUCUAGUACCACCAUCAGGGUACUUUGGGAUCUCAGUUGCCAUCAGCUUUCCAAAACAGUGGUUCAUACAAUAGUCUGUUCUGUUUCUAUUGCCCCUAUCUAUUUUACCAGGAAGAUUGAUUCUGCAAGCUCGGAAUUAUCUUUGUUCUUGCUUUAUUACCAUAUUUCAUGAAUUGUUUAUUUUUUUAAUCUCUAUUGACAGCACAGUAUCUUCUUUAGUCAUUGUUAUGAUGUGAGAAUGAUGCUACUAUUUAUUAUUGAUGUCAACUAACCAAUUUAUCUUGA
Gossypium raimondii (Peruvian cotton) is the source of this 1985-nucleotide messenger RNA. RefSeq names its product F-box/kelch-repeat protein At1g22040. NCBI's taxonomy places the organism in Eukaryota, Viridiplantae, Streptophyta, Magnoliopsida, Malvales, Malvaceae. The coding region runs from base 288 to 1706 and encodes 472 amino acids. Gene Ontology annotation, molecular function: protein binding. The record is from RefSeq and is a predicted model, not a curated record. The transcript is spliced from 2 exons.